UUCUGAAAUAGAAUAACCUUCUUACUUCAUUUGGCCCUGCCCAUGUCAGCCACGAUGAUAACGAAGGCAGCUGCAGGGAAGGAAGGAUACUUAAACAAGGCCGGUUUUACCAAUAUCAAUAUCAUGAACGUUCAGAAUCCAAGACAGUCAUACUCCCUACUCUGUAACAAUGACAGAAACACGCCUCUUCAAGCCCCUCCAAAUCGGCCCCAUCCAAGUCCAGCACCGCAUCGGAAUGGCCCCUUUAACCCGCCGCCGCGCAACCCCAGACCGAAUCCCGAACCCCAUGAUGAAAGAGUACUACACCCAACGAGCCUCCGUGCCCGGAACCCUCAUCAUCACCGAGGGGACCCUGAUCUCCGCCGCCGCUGCCGGCGGAUUCCCCAGCGCUCCCGGCAUCUGGCGGGCCGACCAAAUAGCCGCGUGGAAGGAGAUCACCGACGCGGUUCAUGAACGGGGUAGCUUUAUCUACGUGCAGCUGUUCGGGAUGGGUCGCGCGGCCGAGGCAGCGGUGGCCACGAGCGAGGGGAUCGAGAUCGUGGCCCCCAGCGCAGUCCCCAUCCCAUAUGACGAAAACCCCGACGCGCCGACGCCGCGGGCCAUGAGCCGUGCCGAGAUCCAGCAGACGAUUGUCGACUUUGUGACGGCGGCGCAGAACGCCCGCGCGGCGGGCUUCGAUGGGGUCGAGAUCCACGGCGCCAACGGCUACCUCCUAGACCAGUUUCUCCAGGACACGAGUAACCAACGGGACGACGAGUACGGGGGCAGCGUAGCGAACAGAUCCCGACUGCUUCACGAGGUGCUGCAGGCCGUGGUGGAGGUGAUGAGCGCGGACCGGGUCGGGCUGCGACUGAGUCCCUGGUCUCAGUUUCAGGGGAUGCGCAUGGAAGAUCCGGUGCCGCAGUUCGCGGAUAUUGUUGACCGGGCCCGCGGCUUAGAUCUCGCGUACCUUUCUCUCGUUGAGGCGCGAAUAUUCGGGGCAUGGGUUGACGAGGGGAGUAGUGUGGAAGAGGAGGAGACGUUGGACUUUGCGUUCGAGCGCUGGAAUGGGCCGAUUCUGGUGGCGGGGGACUAUGGGCUGGAAAAGGCGCGGAGGCUGGUCGAUGAGCAGUACCCGAACAAGGAGAUCGUGGUGUUGUUCGGACGGCAUUUCAUCUCGAAUCCCGACCUGGUGUAUCGGUUCAAGGAGGGGGUCGAGUUAACCAGGUACCAGCGCGAGACGUUCUAUGAGAUCGGCUCGGCGAGGGGUUAUGUGGAUUAUCCAUUUAGCGAGGAGUUCUCGUUGUAUGGAACAGAGAAAUAUCUGGAAUCCGGUUCUCAAUAAUUGGCUAGUUGGCAAUGCCACCUGUUCUUGGUUAAUCGAAGUACUGACGCUAUCCUCACCGGUUAGAACUACCGAAAUGGGUGGAUUCCCCGCGUGGUAGAUUGUAUGAACAAAACAUGAAGUCGAGUAGUGUGUUGGAAGUAGGAGAAUCAACGAUAUUGCCACAGCCGUGGCCCUAAACGGCAGGCGCCCCUGCGCGUUGUCCCUUCCCCUUACGGAGGCAGAUACCCACAGUACCGAGUAUGAAAGAUGGUUUAUACCGGCGGGGAUAAUUUGGUAUGGAUUAUAAAUCAUAAUAAGUAGUAAAUGUUACACAGAACAUUUCAGUAGUACUGAAAUAUGCAGUAGAAGGGAAGAUAAGAGCAGAGCACAGUAUGUAAAGAAAGACAUGGGAUUAUUGCAGUAAUUAAUAAUGAUAGUAAUAGUAACCCUAACCACUUCACUUC
Molecule: messenger RNA, 1770 nt
Organism: Aspergillus sclerotioniger CBS 115572
Lineage: Eukaryota; Fungi; Ascomycota; Eurotiomycetes; Eurotiales; Aspergillaceae
Product: alkene reductase
Exons: 1
Coding region: 170-1324 (384 amino acids)
Molecular function (GO): NADPH dehydrogenase activity; FMN binding
Source: RefSeq, a predicted model, not a curated record